This is a messenger RNA of Chiloscyllium plagiosum (whitespotted bambooshark), 1934 nucleotides long. It is a transcript of the gene fkbp11, whose product is annotated as FKBP prolyl isomerase 11. Gene Ontology annotation, biological process: protein peptidyl-prolyl isomerization. NCBI's taxonomy places the organism in Eukaryota, Metazoa, Chordata, Chondrichthyes, Orectolobiformes, Hemiscylliidae. Gene Ontology annotation, molecular function: peptidyl-prolyl cis-trans isomerase activity. The record is from RefSeq and is a predicted model, not a curated record. Gene Ontology annotation, cellular component: endoplasmic reticulum.
AGCUUGGUUACAAUCCAGUAGCAUGGAUUGUGGCAACUUCUGUGUUGACAAGUUGCUCCUGGUGCUGACUCAUGGCUGCUGUAGUGGAGACAAGUUUGGCUUCCUAGCAACAUCUGCAUCCAGCACAGAUUCACGGGUGAGUUUGAGCCCAGUACAAGACCUGGCGCCAUCAGCAGCUACAUCGUGAACUGGCCUGAAGCAGACUUGCAAUCGAGGAGUCAAGUUUGGGUCACCAGUGUCAGUAGUGGUGUCUGCAUUGGUAAGGUCCAUUUGAGGACUCACAGUGGCAUGACAAUCACAUCAAGGUGUGGUGUGGUGACCCUCAGCUUAAACCACCACCAGUUUUCUCUGCCAAACAGAGACAUGCACGAGAAUCAGAGGCCCUGUAUGCUUUGCCAUCAUCUUAGAAAGAGAGCACCGCUGCUACAUUUCCAUCUGCCUAGAGUAUGAAAAAGUGUGGAUUUUAGAAUAAAACAUUAAUUCAGCUGGAACACUCCUUGCUGAGCCACAAAAGUCAACUGAAAAUUUUAAAAAACUUGAAGGCAAACUUCGCACUAUUUUAAUACAGUUUUGUUAUUGAAGGUGAUGGUGCACCCUAAAGGCCUCCCAGUGGACACUAUGUGCUUCCCCUCAAUGCACAAUGAAGCGUGGACAUAGCCAUGGAAGAGGGGCAAACGGGUACUACAAGCGCCUCCAUAGACCUACAAGCCUCGAGACCUGUUGAUGGCUACUUUGAACAAGACCAAGAGGAGGUUCUCCUAUCUGAUCUUACCCUCAGCCCCACCCCCCGCCAACUCCAUCCACAAACACACAAUCUCAUGGAGCGGGAAGCUCGGGGUGAAGUGGCGCCAACGUUUUAAACGGAGCCCCUUUUAAGACAUUAAACAGUGGCUGAAAAUGAAGACACUCAAUCAUGAAAACCUCCCCCCCCCCCACCCAGGCUACUAAAACUACAUGUGGCUGGGUACCCAGUGGAACCUAAAUUGCCAUUCUAUGGGACUGCUGCGUGUAACACUCUCCACUCCAAAGCCCCGAUGGAAAAGGGAAGGAGCCCUUUUAUAGUCAUCCCUCCAGUGGGGCUCUCCACCGUUGGAAUGUAGGGCACGUCCAAGCGGCUGACGAGGUGAAGAAGUGAAGGCUGUGCAGCAACAGCCCAGAAUUGAAGGAAAUGAGUUGAAACCCUGACAUUCUCCAGUGGAGUUAGGCGGUGCUUGCUGGUAAGAGACUGCCGGGAUAGUGGAGGACCGCAAUUUGCCUCCCAAAGCCGUGGAAAGACUGGGCUGUGAUCCAGGUGUACAUCUGUGUGUGUGUUAACUGGGUUCGCUCACUCACUUUCUCUCUGGGCAGAAAUGAGCAGAGCUGCGCUCCUGUCUCUGAUCCUUGCCUUACUUAUCGGAACCUCCAGCCAAGAUGAAAAAGGGCAAGAACUGAAAGUGGAAGUCUUGCUGAAACCCGAAGGCUGUCCUGAGCUGUCGGCAUUUGGAGACACUCUUCACAUCCACUACACUGGGAAGCUGGAAGAUGGAACCUUGUUUGAUAAUUCUUUAAUCCGGGAUCCUCUGGUGGUUGAGCUUGGCAAAAAGCAGGUUAUUCCAGGUUUGGAACAGGGUCUCCUUGAUAUGUGUGUUGGAGAGAAGAGGAAGUUAACAAUUCCAUCUAACCUUGCGUAUGGGAAACGAGGCUUUCCACCCUCCAUUCCAGGAGAUUCUGUAUUGUUGUUUGAGACAGAGUUGAUUAGUUUGGUGAAGUCAACAUACUGGAAGAAAAUGAUGGACAAUGUAAUUCCAAUCGCCUGCGUGCUGCUGGUCCCUGGACUUUUGUGUCUAAUAGGCUAUUAUCUCUAUCUAAAAGCAAAUGCGCCACAAAUCUCCAAAAGGAAACUUAAAGAGGAGAAAAAGAGCAAAGCAAAAAAUAAAUAAGUUUUCUGCAAAAUU